UCACCGACAGUGCGCUCCCAUCUGUCGUCGCGACGACACAGCCAGAUCCGUACCGUUGCCCCGAGCGCUGCUGUGCGAGACAUACAACUCGAAAUCGCGCGCUCCUAUUCGAAAUUUAUAAAGUUGAUUCUUGACCUCCAGGUCUUCCGUGCGACUCUUGGUCUUUUCUCUGCGUUGAUUGGAUUCAAUUUAGAUAAAUAAAAACGAUUCAUUGGCGUGAUUGAGCGACUGGUGUAACAUGGUGUUAGAGGAAAGUGUGGAUUGGUAGUUCUAACUUUUCGUUUUGUGAACCGUGUGCCAAUUGGGGUUCCAUAUUUUGACGAUUUUCAUCUGAAAGAUUUCUGUUCCUGGAAUCACAAGAGGUGGGAAAUGCUGAAAAUUUCCCGAGAGGAAAUUCGAUGAUGAGAUGGACCAAGAGUAUGAAGGUGCUGCCUCAUCCAUCACAAGAGGAUCGGGCAGUUCUUCUGAUAGUUACCAGGAUCACAACGCAAGACCCGUCGAAAUGUUCAAUGAGAUCCUUCUGCAGAAUUCCCGCACGAGAAGCCUGAGCCAUGAAAAUCGAAACGACCUCUGAAAAGUGACAGGAGAAGGGCUACCGAAAAUGCUGAAUUCAACUGAUGCUGAAUACUACGUAGCUCACAAUGACUCUAUUUCAAACGAUUCCGAAAAUGCCUCCCCUGACUUCGAUUCGUGUUUAAAAGAAGAACCCGUACAGCUCCAACUUCUCAGAUUCAUCAUCAAUGGAUUACUCCUGAACAUAAUAGGUGUGCUCGGAAUGUUCGGGAAUAUUAUUUCUAUGAUAAUUCUCUCUAGGCCCCAGAUGCGCUCCAGCAUCAACUAUCUACUAAUUGGUCUCGCCAGAAUCGAUACUGUUCUAAUCCUGACCAGUAUGCUUCUUUUUGGACUACCUGGACUACAUCCUUAUAGUGGAGCAUUGUCCACGUACUAUUACUUUAUUUACCCCCAUAUUGUUCCUGUAGUAUACCCAUUAGCACUCAUCUCUCAAGCUGCAUCAGCUUACCUGACAUUCUUCGUAUCAUUAGAACGCUUCGUGGCAGUGUGUCAUCCCUUAAAAGUGCGAUCGUUGUGUACCUACGGGCGUGCUAGAUUCUAUGUGAUCGGAAUCAUCUGUGUUUCCGCUCUCUACAACAUAUCCAGAUUCUGGGAAUCGUCUAUUCAGGCUGAAUGGUGGCCCGAGCAGAAUAUUACGGUUUACUGUCCUUCACCUUCUUAUUUGAGGAGGAACCCAACGUACAGGACCAUUUACAUACAUUGGUGUUAUUUUAUCUUCAUUUAUCUCAUUCCGUUCAUGGGAAUUGCUGUAUUGAAUGCAAUGAUUUACCGUCAGAUACGAAGGGCAAACAGAGAGAGACAGCGAUUGUCCAGACUGCAAAAACGUGAAAUCGGCCUGGCAACUAUGCUUUUCUGCGUAGUGGCCGUUUUCUUCAUCUGCAAUCUACCACCAAUGGUAAUCAACAUCAUAGAGACAUUCGGUCUCGAGUAUGAUCUCUCCAUGCUUAUCAACAUAAGUAACCUCCUUGUCACCAUCAACUCCAGCGUCAACUUCAUCAUUUACGUCAUAUUCGGCGAAAAAUUCAAGAGACUUUUUUUAGUUCUUUUCUGUCAUAAUUCCGUGUUUGGAAUCGGGACUGGCAGAGAAUCCCCCGAUGGGACGCAUGAUGACAGUUUUAUAUCCAAUGGGGAUAGGACUAGUGUCAGGCUGCAUCGACAGUUUACCAAUUUGAGCCGAAAUGGUAACUCGAGUAGGAUGAAGGGAUCGACUAGGGAGAAAAGAUGUAGCAAGCGCGCACCCAGUCCAGGACCUUGUGUUUAUUACCCUGCCAACAGGUCUAUCAAAGAGAUAAGUGCUUAUACUACACAGAUAUCCCUGCAGAGCGAUGGAUGAUUGAUGUUUCCUGAUAAUGAUGAUGACUUUACCUUUCACAGAUGCUACUCUGCAAAAUGACUUUUCACGAAGAAAUAACUUUAACAAUACGGAUCCUCGCUUAUCUAAUCUUGGCCUUGGAGGUCAAGGUGUAACAAUUUAAAUUUUUUAUUUUGGGAAAUUGAAUUCUUCGAGUCAUAUGGUGAUUUUUUGUGUCGAAAGAUUUAAAGAUUAAAAAAAUAUUUUCUUCGAAUCAUAUGGUGAUUUUUUGUGUCGAAAAAUUUAUAGAUUAAAAAAAUAUUUUCCUCUGGUAAUUGAAAACCAAAGUUUGCCGCCGUUAAAUUUUAAGAGAUGUACAAGAGCUUAAACGAUGAAAAGGGUCCAAACUUGUUCAGAAACAUCAUUUUUAUCCAACAGUUUCUUCAUCAUAAUGACGUGUUUCAAUAUCCCCAAAUUUUCAUUUGAAAAUGAAAAUAACAAUGCCAAUCACUAAUUAUGCUAUGAAUAGAAAGGAUGAUUCAUCAGUGUCACCUCUUGUAGCAUAAUUUCUUGGAAAUUGGCGAGAAAAUUAAAAGACAACCUUCACCAUCACCAUAACAUGACUGUUAUUAGUGAAAGAGAGAAAGAGUAUUUUCGAAUAAUACGUAAUUAAGACUGUUUUGUUUUAUGUAAAUAGUUACUUCAAGCAAAUUUAUGUUAAAGAGAACUUGUAAGUAUAUAAGAGGGAAACCUAUGUAGAGUGCAAUAUUAUACCUCCCUAUCUAUUAUGUGAUCUUCCUAUUGAACCUGUGAACUGACCAAAAUGGUGAAUAAAUUUGACGAACAUAGCAAAUCU
Molecule: messenger RNA, 2720 nt
Organism: Coccinella septempunctata (seven-spotted ladybird)
Lineage: Eukaryota; Metazoa; Arthropoda; Insecta; Coleoptera; Coccinellidae
Gene: FMRFaR
Product: FMRFamide receptor
Exons: 5
Coding region: 602-1906 (434 amino acids)
Biological process (GO): G protein-coupled receptor signaling pathway
Cellular component (GO): membrane
Molecular function (GO): G protein-coupled receptor activity
Source: RefSeq, a predicted model, not a curated record